GAACAAAGGUGUGGAAAAAUGACAAAUGUGAGCCUCAUGACAACAUUCAUCCUCAUGGGCCUUCCCCAUGCACCAGCGCUGGACACCCCCCUCUUUGGAAUCUUCUUGGUGAUUUAUGUACUCACUGUGGUGGGGAACUUCCUCAUGCUGCUGGUGAUCAUGGUGAAUUCCCACCUCCACACCCCCAUGUACUACUUCCUGACCAACCUGUCCUUCAUUGACAUGUGGCUCUCCACAGUCACUGUGCCCAAAAUGCUGAUGACCUUGGUCUCCCCAAGAGGCAGGGCUAUCUCCUUUCACAGCUGUGUGGCCCAGCUCUACUCCUUCCACUUCCUGGGGAGCACCGAGGGUUUCCUCUACACAGUCAUGUCCUAUGACCGCUACCUGGCCAUCAGUUACCUGCUCAGGUACACCAGCAUGAUGAGUGUGAGAACGUGUACCCUCCUGGCCACAAGCACAUGGCUCAGUGGCUCUCUGCACUCUGCUGUCCAGACCACACUGAUGUUCUGUUUGCCCUUCUGUGGGCCUGACCAGAUCCAGCAUUACUUCUGUGAUGCGCCGCCCAUCCUCAAAUUGGCCUGUGCAGACACCUCUGCCGAUGAGAUGGUGAUCUUUGUCAACAUUGGGGUAAUGGCCUUGGGCUGCUUUCUCCCGAUAGUGCUGUCCUAUGUGUCCAUUGUCUGUUCCAUCCUGAAGAUCCACACCUCAGAGGGGAGGUGCAGAGCCUUUCAGACCUGUGCCUCUCACCGCAUUGUGGUCCUUUGUUUCUUCCUUCCGUGUGUCUUCAUUUACCUGAGGCCAGGCUCCAGGGAUGCUGUGGAUGGGGUUGUGGCAGUUUCCUACACUGUGCUGAUGCCCCUUCUAAAUCCCGUGGUGUACACCCUGAGGAACAAGGACGUGAGGAAAGCUCUGGUGAAGCUAAAGGACAAAGUAGCAUAUUCUGAGAGCAAAUAA
Molecule: messenger RNA, 954 nt
Organism: Diceros bicornis minor
Lineage: Eukaryota; Metazoa; Chordata; Mammalia; Perissodactyla; Rhinocerotidae
Product: olfactory receptor 10G9-like
Exons: 1
Coding region: 19-954 (311 amino acids)
Biological process (GO): G protein-coupled receptor signaling pathway
Cellular component (GO): membrane
Molecular function (GO): olfactory receptor activity; G protein-coupled receptor activity
Source: RefSeq, a predicted model, not a curated record